CAUGGCCCUGCGAUGGACAUUGCUCCUGCUCCUCACACCUCUGCUGGCAGUAGAGGAGCAGGAAGAGCCGGACCCCAACAACUCCGGAGAACCUCAGGAAACAGAAAUGUGCCAAAGGCCCCAGUGGGACUCAGGACUCCAGCUGGCACCAGACCAGGACAAUUACAAGAAGAACGAAGAAGUGAUGCUGAGCUGCCCUGAGGGUUUCCAGCCGUCCUUCACCAAAAUCAAAUGUUCGAGUGAAGUUCAGUCCAUCAGUCAUAGGAAACCUGUAUACAGAGAAGUUUGGCGUGGAAGGGACAGCAGAGGUGGCUGGGUCCGCAUUCGGUCCAACGUGGAGUGCAUUGAGGUCCUCCAGGUUGUCCCCGGGACCUUGGAGAUUUCCAGCACCAGCAUCAAACUGAACUGGACCUGCAGGCUCCCUGACGCCUGCCAGCGCAUGCGGGCCACGUGCCGUCUGGCAGGGCCUUCCUCCCCUCCCUGUGAGGCUGAAGAGGUGAAAGGAGAGGAGACGCUACACGGCCAGAAGGGAACAUUCACCUGUCCCCCUCUGCAGCCCUUCACUGACUACAGUGUCACCAUCUCCCUGCCGCCCAGCACGGUCCUGUACACACGGCUCCUCAGGACAAAGGAAACAGUGCCGGACAAACCAAAGAAGCUGUGGCUGGAUCCCAGCACGGGGUCCCUCCGGUGGAAGCUGCUGCCCUCCUGCAAAGGGGAGAUCAUCGGAUACCAGUUGAACAUCACGACGAGGAGCGCACGGGAUGGCAGCUUCCUGGAGAUGGAGCGGCUGCGGCUGAACAGCUCCGUCACUGAGUACCCGCUGCCUGAGCACAGCCCCGGCAGCAGCUACGCAGAGAAGUUCACCUGCGUGUGCUACAGCUUCUCUGUUGAUGUGUGCAAGCUGAACACACGGAUCCCGGUAGAUGAACUGCUGGAGGCUCUGAAGAGAUUUAAGAGGGCAGAAAUAGAGGCAGAGCAGACAGAGGACGAAUCAGUCGACAGGCAUGGUGCUGGUCGUCUGAGAGAGUAUGAGCAACUGUCCUCCACUUUGUUGCAUCCCUGUGACGCUGGGAAGGAGCUGUGUAAUCAGAGCAAGAACCGCUACAAGAGCAUCAUCCCAUACGAUCACUGCCGUGUGGUGCUGCAGCCCUCUGACAUGGGGAAUGGCUACAUCAAUGCCAGUUACAUGGAUAGCUACCGGAGUCCACACUUCUUCAUUGCAGCUCAAGGCCCAUUGCCUGGGACGGUGGUGGAUUUCUGGCAGAUGGUCUGGCAGGAGAAGACCUCGGUCAUUGUGAUGCUGACGAGCUUAGUGGAGCAGAACAAGACCAAGUGCGAGCAGUAUUGGCCAGAGCAGGAGCAGGUCUACGGGGACUUCACCGUGACACUCAGCAACACCAGGACCACCACGGGCCUUGUCACACGCAUAUUCUGCCUGCAGAAGGCAGGCUGUGCUCUCCCAAGAGUGGUGGAGCAGUUUCACUACCUGCUGUGGCCAGACCACGGCGUCCCCAGAAACCCUGCCCAGCUCCUGUGCUUAGUGGAGGUGGUGAACAAGAGGGUGUUGGAAGCGCCUGCUGGACCUGUGCUGGUACACUGCAGUGCAGGGAUCGGGCGGACAGGUACCUUCAUUGCCCUGGACUUCCUCCUGAAGAUGGGGAAGGCCGAGGGGGAGGUGGAUGUGUUUCACUGCGUGCAGAGGCUGCGGGAGCAGCGGGUCAGCAUGGUGCAGACCAAGAGCAGGAGUCUGGUCUGA
This is a messenger RNA of Pygoscelis adeliae (Adelie penguin), 1759 nucleotides long. Its product is annotated as receptor-type tyrosine-protein phosphatase mu-like. Gene Ontology annotation, molecular function: protein tyrosine phosphatase activity; protein binding. The transcript is spliced from 15 exons. NCBI's taxonomy places the organism in Eukaryota, Metazoa, Chordata, Aves, Sphenisciformes, Spheniscidae. Gene Ontology annotation, biological process: protein dephosphorylation. The coding region runs from base 2 to 1759 and encodes 585 amino acids. The record is from RefSeq and is a predicted model, not a curated record.